Molecule: messenger RNA, 4174 nt
Organism: Liolophura sinensis
Lineage: Eukaryota; Metazoa; Mollusca; Polyplacophora; Chitonida; Chitonidae
Product: achacin-like
Exons: 7
Coding region: 232-1827 (531 amino acids)
Molecular function (GO): oxidoreductase activity
Source: RefSeq, a predicted model, not a curated record
GGUCUAUCCUAUCCGACCACUAUAUACCCAUGUGAUAUUGUACCAGAAUACAAACGUCUGAGCAAAAGUUCGGCAUUUUCAGUGAGCAAAAUUCUCAUCAUUAUCACUGAGAACUCACCCUCGGCUGAAUUAGAGUGCAUUUAUUCACUGCAAGCAACGGAUGGCAGAUGCAGUGAUAUUUAUUUAGGAGGGAUUAAAAAAGACGACAAGUGACUUGAGGCUGAGCACAAAAUGGCGGCAAGAAAGUUUCUCGUCUUCCUACUGACAGCAACUGCAGAUUGCAGCAUACUGUUUGGAAACAGAGAGUCAACGGAAGAAUGUCUGGACGUAGCCAUUGUUGGAGGUGGGAUAGGUGGCACUUACACCGGAUGGAGACUCAAAGAUCAAGGUUUGAAAAUCGCCAUUUUCGAAAGCACAGACAGAAUCGGUGGUCGGAUGCAUAGCGUCUUUCUUCCCUCAAUUCCCAAUGUUCCAGCGGAGCUUGGCGCUAUGAGAUACGUAGAAGGUGUUCAUACCACACUUGAAGGUCUGUUACCGAAGCUUGGACUUCAGUCAAAAGAGUUUGCGCUUGACAGACACAGUAAGCUGUUCUACACUCGAGGAAGGCGAAUGGGAGUGAUGGAAUUUCUGAGCGAUAACAGCCCCUUCUUGCUGGCCCCCACGGAGAACAGAAACCCCUUAAUACUGGCAUGGAAUGCGUCCCAACAACUACUGAACACCAGCGAACCGGACAAGAUCCCUGACAUCGAGGAUGCUGUCACGGUGGACGGUGUCCCUCUCUAUCAGCUGGGGUAUCUGAACGCCUUGAACAAGGUUUGGACCAACGAAGCUAAAGAGUAUAUCAAAACUUUCGUUCCGUUCGAAUCGUUGUUCGGUUCGAACAUCAACGCUGUUCACAGGACAGUGGUUAGAAACCCGGGCCUUCCUCCUCAGCAUACAAGAACUGUGGUCGGCGGGCUCCAGCAAGUACCGCGGAAGUUAGCGGACCAGUUUCUCUCUGCGAGUAAUCGCCACAAGAUUCGACUCAACCGAAGAAUAAAUACCAUCAGAAAAGUUUGGUUAAAUGACAGAUUCGUAUAUCAGAUGACACUGUUUGAAACAGAAACUUUGGAUGGGCAUACAGCUGACAAAUGGGUGAAUCCGCACACGAUUUGUGCGAAUCAGGUGAUCCUUGCCCUGCCUCCACAGGCUCUACAAAACAUCCAGUGGUAUCCCUUGCAGCAGUAUCCACACAUGCAGACAGCAUUUAAGGCCGUCACGGAACACAGUGCCAUGAAGCUGUUUCUGGUCUAUCCAAAUGCCUGGUGGAGUCAUCUUAACAUUAGCAGCAGUGCAUUCAACACUGACCUCCCUCUUCGCCAAGGGGGAGAGUUCGGGCGUUUCCGGAAUUCCUCGGGACACGAAGCCGCUUUGUUCAUGGCUUCUUAUGCUGAUGGUGAAAACAACAACAAUUACUGGCAGACUUUACGCAAUAUCGCGGGCACUAUUUCGUCUUCUGCCGUUCCAAAGGCACACGCCGUGAGCACGAGAGUUGCGGAACAAGUGCAGCGCCAUCUCGCGGACGUGUACGGAAUUAAACCCGAUGAUAUUCCGCAGCCGCUAGAUGGCGUUAUGCACAUAUGGAACGAUGAACAAACUGGCGGAGCCUGGCAAUCGCUCAAACCUGGCUAUAAACCUAAAGUUGUCUCAAAAAGCGUAAGACAACCAUCGCCUUCUGAUCGAGUUUUUAUCAUAACGAAUGCUUUCUCCAGAAAGUUGUCCAUGUGGUCUGAAGGCUCUCUAGAAGCGGUCAAUGAUGUAUUGGCAGAGUUUUUCAACCUUAAGUGAUGCAUUUGUUCAUGUAGCCCGGUACCGGUACAUCUUUUCACACUUUUGUGCGAGUUCAAACGUAAAUGUUAUUUAAACAGAAUUUUCAAACAUGUGGAAAAUGGAUUUAAAAAGAAAAGAUUUAUGUAUGUUAAAAAAAAAAAUUUUUUUUAUCGGUAAAGGUUUUUGUGUAGUCUGUAGAAGUGGCGAAGCCCAAUACUCUAGGCUAGAUUGCACUGAUAAUGACAAAGAGUUUUCUUAUAGUUGUGACUGGUUCAUCUGGAUGUAAGAUGCAGUGCUGAGUGAUUUAGGGAUAUAUGUCUAGACAUUUAGUCCGGAAUAGUCCAUGCGGAUGUAAGAUGCAGUGCUGAGUGAUUUAGGGAUAUAUGUCUAGACAUUUAGUCCGGAAUAGUUCAUGCGGAUGUAAGAUGCAGUGCUGAGUGAUUUAGGGAUAUAUGUCUAGACAUUUAGUCCGGAAUAGUCCAUGGGGAUGUAAGAUGCAGUGCUGAGUGAUUUAGGGAUAUGUAUCUAGACAUUUAGUCCGGAACAGUCCAUGCGGAUGUAAGAUGCAGUGCUGAGUGAUUUAGGGAUAUAUGUCUAGACAUUUAGUCCGGAAUAGCCCAUGCGGAUAUAAGAUGCAGUGCUGAGUGAUUUAGGGAUAUGUAUCUAGAUAUUUUGUCCGGAAUAGUCCAUGGGGAUGUAAGAUGCAGUGCUGAGUGAUUUAGGGAUAUGUAUCUAGACAUUUUGUCCGGAAUAGUCCAUGCGGAUGUAAGAUGCAGUGCUGAGUGAUUUAGGGAUAUGUAUCUAGACAUUUAGUCCGGAAACCAUACAUUUGGGGUUACUAUUAAUGAGUAAUCAUGUAACGAAUUUAUCCUGCAUCAAUUCAGUGCAGAAUACCGAUGUAUAGGUAAUCGCUUCAGCGAUGUGACCAUUAUAUUUACAAGCCAGCAAUGGAGAUAACAUACUGAGCAGACACAUUUGACGUCGUCUGCAGUAGUCAAGAAUGUAUCUGUACCCCUCGUGACCGUUACUGUCCAAUCAAAAGCGGAGUAUUUUGUCUCAUACGGGAUAAACUUCAAGACAUACUGGCUGGCUGUAAGGAAUAUUUUAUGCACAACGUCUGCUUCCGUGAUUUUUUGAGACCUGGAAUUUUAUUGCGACUACUAGUAUUUCGCAUGUGUUAUGCUUUUUUUAGAGAUUACAACUAAUGAUUUCAUGCACGAAAAGGUUUUAUAUCGACAUAACUGUUAGUGUGUUUUUUUCUAUCCUUCGUGGCUUUCUUCCGUUUAUGUGAAUCCACUCAUGCGCGGCAAAACCCGCAGGCAUAAAUCAUAAAAUGGGAAAGUUCAGAAAAAAUUUCGUCGCAAGAUGACACCAUCUUUUAGGCUGUGAUAAUAUUUCGAACAUUCAAAUAACCAAACAAUACCAACCCAAAAAACAUUUAAAAUGAAUUUUUUAUUAGCACUCGUGCCAUAUAUUAUAAACUACAUGUUAGCUUCCUUGCUUGGCUUCACAUUAUUUUCAUUGUAUUUUAUUCACGAACCUGUGCAUUGACCUGGAAAUGUACUUAUCUUGCAGCUCACGUGAAGAAACGAUGUUUACACAAGUGUCUUGUGGCUGUUUAACCUACAGCCAUAUCUUCCGCUCUAUGAUCUGACCUUGUACCAGAUACGCUGAUGUGUUUACAAAAGGCUAAUAUUAAAUGAGUGAAUAAAGCCGCAUUGAUUGGCUGAAUCAGAGGCGUAAAAAUGUUAUUUGUUUUCUGUUUGAAUUGAAUUUGGCCCAUUUGUCGUUUUUGUAGAACAAUGUGUUUGUUUCUGCUUUGCUUUCAUAAAAUGCAGUUAUCUGGCCUACAGGAUAAUCAGGUCAGUAGAAAAGAGAUCCUUCCUAAAAUAGGAAGGAGUUAAUACACUUCUUGUCCCAUUAAAAUUUAUCACGCAGUUGUGUCUCUCAACACUGAUUUUCUUGUAAGUGCGCACAGCUAUAUUGCUAAGUUGUAACAAGAAUGUCAAAACUAUCCCUCCUCCUGUCGUUAGAACUACAUGCAAUUUAAUAUAACUGUAUGCCUUAUAACUGUAUAUUUCUCCCCAGAAUUAAACCAAGAAAUAAAUUUUAUUUAAUGCGUAAAAUAGGGAAAAGUUGAAUAAGUAGAUCAUUAAUCCCAUAUGGGUUUAAAUUAUUUCCUCCUUUUCAAAUUGAGAAUGAAACCAAGCGUACCAAAAUGCUUUUGUUGUCAGCAUCGUCUAGUGCAAAAGGAGGCUACUGCCUGAACCAGCCUACAUGUUACACUGUUAAUAUUGUUUAAGUGUGUAAAUGAUACAGCAUGCUGGACGCUGUAACAUACGGUGCAUGGGUGCCGACGUCUUCA